AUUAGUUACUUUGUUAAAUUAAAAAACCGGACUGAAGGUCACAUCUGUGUAGACUGGAGCUCCAGUAUGUGCGAACGCCCCUCAGACGCCUGACAAUUGGUGUUCCGUUUUCCAAGCACGUCAUCAAGUACAGUCCUCCUUUACCAGGGUGCCGAAGGAGAGUGGUGGCUAUCAUCCUGUGUGGCAUCACCCGCUGGAGAAGAUGAUGGUAGUAGGGAAGACCAGCGCCAUAGCGGCUGGGGUGUGCGGAGCCCUAUUUCUAGGUUACUGCAUUUAUUUUGACAGAAAAAGGAGAAGUGACCCCAAUUUUAAGAACCGACUUCGGGAAAAGAGAAGAAAACAGAAACUUGCUAAAGAGAAAGCUGGUCAGUCAAGGCUGCCGGAUCUUAAAGAUGCUGAGGCUGUUCAGAGGUUUUUCCUUGAAGAAAUUCAGCUUGGCGAGGAGUUACUUGCACAAGGUGAUUUUGAAAAAGGAGUUGAUCACUUAACAAAUGCCAUUGCUGUAUGUGGACAACCUCAACAGUUGCUUCAGGUUUUGCAGCAGACUCUACCACCACAAGUGUUUCAAAUGCUUUUGACCAAAUUACCUACAAUUAGCCAGAGAAUUGGAAGUGCUCAGAAUCUGACUGAAGAUGACGUGGAGUAAAAUUUCUUCAUGUUAGUUAAAACAGAAUUUUAUUUGUAUUGCAUAAAUAAAAUGUUAUGACUAGAAACAAA
Messenger RNA from Hyla sarda, 717 nucleotides. RefSeq names its product translocase of outer mitochondrial membrane 20 (gene TOMM20). Gene Ontology annotation, cellular component: mitochondrial outer membrane translocase complex; mitochondrial outer membrane. Gene Ontology annotation, molecular function: transmembrane protein transporter activity. Gene Ontology annotation, biological process: protein targeting; protein import into mitochondrial matrix; tRNA import into mitochondrion. The transcript has 6 exons. NCBI's taxonomy places the organism in Eukaryota, Metazoa, Chordata, Amphibia, Anura, Hylidae. The record is from RefSeq and is a predicted model, not a curated record. The coding region runs from base 203 to 646 and encodes 147 amino acids.